Molecule: messenger RNA, 759 nt
Organism: Xenopus tropicalis (tropical clawed frog)
Lineage: Eukaryota; Metazoa; Chordata; Amphibia; Anura; Pipidae
Exons: 6
Coding region: 1-759 (252 amino acids)
Source: RefSeq, marked predicted
AUGGUCAUGUUUUUGCUGCUUUGUCUGUUACGAGCAAGCCUUGGUUUCCCAAUGCUGCAUUUAAUGCAAAUGUUCAACUUACUUGGGAGAGUCCCUGAACAAUCUCAGAGGAUUCCCCACUUAUUUGUGGCUCCAUCUCAGCUUGUUCAGCUUCAUGGAACUCAGCUAAGAUACAUGCACCCCUUCCAGAUGUCCCCAAUCAUGUUUGCACAGCUAAGACAGCAGGCUUUGUCAGGUUCUGAUUCAGAGGAAAAUGUCUUGCCUGGAGUCAUCAUGAUCCCUCUCAGUGCAGGACUGGAUGAGAAUAUAGCCACCGUACAUCAAGCUGGAGUCAUUAUUGAUAAUAGUAUAUUACAGGAACAACCAGUGCUCAAUCCUGCAGGCCAACAUGGAGUAAGCACAGCUAUUCAGAAUAAGAUUCUACCAGAACUACCAUGGGUUAUACCAACUCAGGCUGCUCAAAAUGAUGUAUCAGUUACUGGAAUUAUAAAAGGAAGUUAUACAGACCCUUUGCCAACCAAUACACCUGACAUUGACCUGAAUGCACCAGAACCCACUAUGUCUAUGGGAAGGGACAAUGACUUGACUGUGAAUGCACAUACAAUGGGGGAGGAAAAUUGGAUUUUAUGCAAUUCUUAUGUGCCAGACCUUUGUGAAUUGCACAAUAUUGUAAGAGGGGAUGGUUAUAUACCUAUAAAGACACCAGUUUAUUUUAAAAAUGGACAAAUUCAAGGCAAUAGAAACACAGAAUCUUAUUGA